This is a messenger RNA of Uloborus diversus, 449 nucleotides long. Its product is annotated as enhancer of rudimentary homolog. NCBI's taxonomy places the organism in Eukaryota, Metazoa, Arthropoda, Arachnida, Araneae, Uloboridae. The record is from RefSeq and is a predicted model, not a curated record. The coding region runs from base 1 to 336 and encodes 111 amino acids. The transcript has 3 exons.
AUGUUGAUAUGUGAAUGUUUCCUGUUUCAGUCUCACACGAUCCUGCUGGUUCAGCCGGGGAAGCCGGACACAAGGACCUAUUCUGACUUCGAGUCCGUCAAUGAGUGCAUGGAAGGCGUGUGCCACCUGUUCGAGGACCACCUGAAGCGGCAGAACCCCAACACCGCAUCCAUCACCUACGACAUCAGCCAACUCUUCGACUUCAUUGACCGACUCGAUGACCUCAGCUGUCUGGUGUUCCAGAAGUCCACCUACACGUAUGCCCCCUACAACAAGGACUGGAUCAAGGAGAAGAUCUACAUCCUGCUCCGAAGACAAGCCACCAAGAAUCCCUGAAUCUCAUCCCUCAUUUGUGACGUGAAACGUUUUUUUCAUUCCUGUAAGAUUUUUUAUUUGGUGGGCAUUUUCCCUUUCAUGUGAAUAUACACCAAAGUUGCAUAAAGUGUUUG